Gadus morhua (Atlantic cod) is the source of this 4170-nucleotide messenger RNA. RefSeq names its product nucleotide-binding oligomerization domain containing 1 (gene nod1). Gene Ontology annotation, molecular function: protein binding. Bases 247 to 3096 code for a protein of 949 amino acids. Gene Ontology annotation, cellular component: cytoplasm. The record is from RefSeq and is a predicted model, not a curated record. Gene Ontology annotation, biological process: regulation of apoptotic process. NCBI's taxonomy places the organism in Eukaryota, Metazoa, Chordata, Actinopteri, Gadiformes, Gadidae. The transcript has 12 exons.
GUCAGAAAAGUAGGAAGUCUUCAGUCGGCUACUCUCUAUUAUCUUUAUUCUUUUGGGUUAAUUCAGGCCGACAUUCGAUCUAUUGUUUCUUUUAUAAUUUAAUAUAAUAUCGUGUAACUCGUCCGUCUAUUUUCUCGUCGACACGUUUCAAUAUUGAAUAUUGUUGAUCGAGCUCAAUCAGAUCGAUACGCCUACAGACGAAGAUUUGGAUGGGAUUAGCUGUAUAAACCGAAGUCGAUACCAAACAUGAUGGGUAACGGAGGGGAAGAGUUCCUUCCGCCCAUAUUCGGUCAAGUGCCCCCAUCGCGGAUCAUCAACUGGCACAGAGAACUUCUGGUGUCCCGGGCCAAGAGCGUGCAGUGCAUGUUGGACAACCUUCUACAGAGUGACUUCUUCUGUGCAGAAGACGUAGAGAUUGUGCGUCGCACCCCCACCAAAUCAGAUCAGAUGCGCAAAAUCUUGGAGCUGAUACAGUGCAAAGGAGAAGAUGUCUGUGAAUACUUCAUUUACGUCCUGUAUAAAGUGCAUGACGCGUACAUGGAUCUCCAGCCGUGGCUCGAAGACAUACAGUACAAGCCAAGUGAACCCAUGCUGAUGAUAAAUGUGGUUAACACUGACCCAAUCAGCAAGUAUUGUGACACGUUGAGGCAUGAACUGGGCCGGGACACCCAAUUCAUCAUGUCCUAUGCUCAGCAAGAAGAGGCCCGGCUGGAGGACCUCUACACCCCCACCCAGAUGGAGCUCAUCAAUGACCGCAACGAGAGCCUGGGCUUCCUGCAGAACCAGGACCAGCUCCUGGACGAAUCUGGGGUCUUCAACCCUCAGGGUGACGUGGUCUUCAUCACCGGGGACGCCGGCAUGGGCAAAUCCCUCCUCUUGCAGAAACUCCAGAACCUCUGGUCGAAGAGAGAGCUGCGGACGGACGCCGUCUUCUUCUUUCGGUUCCGCUGCAGGAUGUUCACCGCCUUCCAGGAGACGACCGAGCUUUCGCUCAGGGACCUGCUCUUCAAACACAGCUGUUACCCUGACGACGACCCGGACGACGAGGUGUUUGAGUACAUCGUGCGCUACCCCGAGAGGACCAUCUUCACGUUCGACGGCUACGACGAGAUCGAGGGCGACGUGGACCUGCUGAACGUAGAGCAGAUGGUCUCGCCAGAAGACAAGGCCCACCCACUGCUGCUGCUCAACAACCUUCUGUGCGGGAAGCUGCUCAGGGGGUCCCAGAAGGUGCUGACCGCCCGCACCGGGACAGAGUUGCCAAACAGGGUGGUCAGGAAGAAGGUGUCGCUGAGGGGCUUCUCCCCCGCCAAUCUGCAGUCCUAUGUGGCGCUGCACUUUACGACACCGGAGCACAGACAACUAGUGUCCGUUCACCUGGACGCCAGCCCCCACUUCUGUGGCCUCUGCUCCACACCGCUGUUCUGUUGGAUCGUGUUCAAGAGCUUCAAGCACCUCCGCGCGGUACAUAACGAUUUUGCGCUUCCAGAAAAAUGCAUCACGCUGACAGACGUCUUCAUGUUGUUUACUGAGGUGUUCCUCAGCCGCUGGGCCUUGCCGGCGAGGCAUCUGCAAAAGAAAAGGGCCCGGUGCACUUCAGAGACCUUCAAGUUGGGCCUCAGGCCCCUGGGAGCCCAUGCCAAACUGGCCCUUCAAGGCAUGGAGAAGGGGCGCUUCAUUUUCAACCAGGAAGAGGUUUCAGCCUGCGACCUGACAGAGGAGGACCUGCUCGUGGGCUUCCUGAGACCCGUCCACCGCUAUGACGCCUGUGGAGGUGAGGCCACCUAUGAGUUCCUCCACAUGACCCUGCAGUCCUUCUUGGCUGCGCUCGCUUUGGUGCUCGACAACAGCCUCGACGUGGCAUCCAUCCUUCAGUUCUUUACGGAAUGCAAAAGGAAGCGGGAGGGUUUAAAUUUGCCUUGCGCGUCGUGCAUUACCAAAUCUUCGAAGCUAAGAGAGAGGGAUGUGUUCAAGAGCAACGAGCAUCUACAGUUUACAAACCUGUUCCUGUGCGGGCUGCUCGCCAAGGACCAAAGCAGCCUCGUGGAGCACUUGGCGCCUCCGGUGCUCUUGAAGAAAAAAAGGGCUCUCCUUAAAACAUACCUGUCCACCAGCAUCAAGUCCCACCUACGGGGCCUGCCCACCUACAAAAGCGAUGAGGGCACAAGAGUUCACGUGUUGCCCAAUUUUGUGUGGAUGCUGCGGUGCAUCUUUGAGACGGGUAGCAAUGACGUGGCCCAGCUGACGGCGAAGGGCAUCACAGCCAACUUCAUCAAACUGGGCUACUGCAACAUGUACUCCGGGGACUGCACCGCCCUCAACUUUGUGCUGCAACACCGGCAGAAACUGUUGGGAGUGGACAUGGACAACAACAACAUCAACGACUACGGCGUGCAGCAGCUCAGGCCGUCCUUCUCCAAGAUGACAGUGGUCAGGUUGUGCGUCAACCAGAUCUCGGACAGUAGUGUUAAAGUGUUGGCGGAGGAGUUGGUUAAGCACAAAAUAGUGAAGGUCCUCGGCCUCUACAGCAAUCACAUCACAGAUACAGGAGCCAAAUAUGUGGCUCAAAUCAUCGAGGGAUGCCCAAGACUGCGUGUUCUGAAGCUUGGUAAAAACAAGAUCACCAGUGCUGGGGGGAUGUGUGUGGCGAAUGCCAUCAAAAUGAGCACAUCGAUUUUUGAUGUCGGAAUGUGGGGGAACACGGUUGGUGAUGAGGGAGCCAAAGGGUUCGCAGAGGCUCUGAGGAACCACCCCAGCCUCAACAGCCUCAGUCUCUCGGUCAAUGGCAUCACUUCAGAAGGUGGGAAGAUCUUGGCUGAAGCGUUACUUGAAAACACCAUCUUAAGGAUCUUCUGGUUGGUGGAAAACAAACUGACGGACGAGGUCGCCCCCCAUCUGGCAAAGCUGGUUAAGGCAAACACCGGGCUGUCUCACCUCUGGUUGAUCAGUAACCAGCUCACUGCAAUUGGGUUGAGACUUCUCCAGGAGGCCCUGGCCCACAAUACAGCCCUCAAAGAGAUAUGUGUGAAAGGAAAUAAUGUUUCUGAAGAGGAAGAAAAACAGUUUGAAGCUGACAAACGUCUGCGGUUUCAUUGAGCGCAAACCUUUGUGAAGAGAGUUAGAGGCAUUUUCUUCCGUGCAGGGUUUAAAUGCUAUUCAUAAUAAACUGGAACACUAGACAGCAUUAGGAUAACAAACCAUUACUUUGCAUCUAGUUACUGGUGUUUUUAAAUGUACUCUUCUGCAUUUGUAACAAUUAUACAUGUCUUGCCUUUAUGCAGAUUUAGAAGAAUGGAUCCACAUAAGCAACUAUGUCAUAAAUCAUGUACAAAAUUAUGCAUUUUAUUUAUAGGUAUGACAACACGCCUAGACUAAGCAUUGGCAUCUUCACAGGGGAAUAUUCUGGAGCAAAUUUAUUUUAAACAUAAUUUGUUGUAGUGUCUGGAAAGCCUGAUAGCUGUGGUUUACGUUUACUGAUUACCAGAAAGAGACAGUGUGUGGGCAUUUUACUGUGUUAUGUUGAGUGACAUAAUCAAUCAUUUAAAACUAAAGAAGCCCAACCUAGAAACUCCACAUGUUUAAUAUGAUCAGAAUGGCAAUUAUUGGAAAGAUUAUAUUUCACGUUAGCUUUGACUGAAUCUUCUUGCACAUACAUUUUUUUGAAUUGACAAGAUUCAGUUUUUUACUGCAAAACUUAACCUAAAGUCAAGUCACUUCAAGUCACCUCAAUUAUUGUUUUGUGUAAGGUCUGCUCAAACAAUUCUUGAGUGAGCUGGAGAAAAAAGUGUGUCUGUACUCUACAGAUAGCAGUUAGAAGAAAAAUUGUAGAUAAAAGGAUAAAUUGUAGUUUUAUCGUAUUCCGUCUAGAUCAAUAAUUUUUUGGUUUGGCAAAACAAUAAUUGUAGGCAUUCAUUCACAAACACAUGCCCACAGAAACGCACGGAGACAAUAACUUUGAAUUUGAAAUGGGUUAUUGAAAAGAUUAGCUUUUUCUUUUACAUUUGCUUUCUGUACAUAUUCACAACAUAAAUGAAUUCUAUCAUAGAAUGCUAACAUAGAAUGCUACAUAGUGACGCAGACUUCCUGGAAACAACAAGCAAAACAAACCUCCACGUUCUUUUGUUACAAAGGUUUGGGAAAACUUUUCAAAAUAAAUGUAUUUUCAUAUCA